Ogataea angusta is the source of this 336-nucleotide messenger RNA. RefSeq lists its product as uncharacterized. The record is from RefSeq and is a predicted model, not a curated record. The transcript has a single exon. Bases 1 to 336 code for a protein of 111 amino acids. NCBI's taxonomy places the organism in Eukaryota, Fungi, Ascomycota, Pichiomycetes, Pichiales, Pichiaceae.
AUGUGUAAAAUUCCAAAUUUAUCGAAAGGAUGCUAUUGUUACCCGAUUGAGCCAGGGAGGGGAACAUCCGUACACCAGCAGAAAAAAAAAUCAGACCUCAAAUUCCAUCUCGAGUCGACCACAGACGUGCUGGAGGUCUCGGGAAACUGCGGGUUGCGGGCAGCGCGCAAUGUGGAACGCAGCCGCUCGCACCGCUACGUGGGUCAGCUACAGAGCCAAACCGAGGCCGCUAGAGUGCACGCGCAGGCCGUCGGCGUUGACUACUGCCUCGACUCGGCCUCGAGACGGCCUCGACGGCUACUUCUCAAACUAUUCCACCUUAGUGAUCAUUAUUAG